Molecule: messenger RNA, 1756 nt
Organism: Cajanus cajan (pigeon pea)
Lineage: Eukaryota; Viridiplantae; Streptophyta; Magnoliopsida; Fabales; Fabaceae
Product: UDP-glycosyltransferase 92A1
Molecular function (GO): UDP-glucosyltransferase activity
Source: RefSeq, a predicted model, not a curated record
GUACGUGGAGUGCAGUGAUUCACAUAUUUUAGACCAAAACUGCUUCACCUAAUCUUAUACACUUUUUUACGAGAUUGGCAAAAAGACAAGAGAAUUGUCAUACGCUCGUAAGCUCCAAUGGCAGAGGCAGCAAAGAAAAAGGGGCACAUAGUGAUGGUGCCCUUCAUGGCACAAGGGCACAUCAUACCAUUCCUUGCACUAGCAAGGCAACUCGAACAAAGAACAAACUUCACCAUCACCAUAGCCAACACCCCGCUCAACAUUCAAUACCUCCGAUCUGCCAUUUCUUCUUCAAGUCGAAUCCGUCUUGCUGAGCUACCCUUCAACGCUGCUCAACAUGGUUUACCACCUAACAUAGAGAACGCAGAGAAGCUACCUCUCACUCACGUAGUCAACCUCUUCCACUCCUCACUCAGCCUUGAGGCUCCCCUUCGCUCCCUUGUGUCACAGAUCACACAAGAAGAGGGUCAACCUCCCCUUUGCACAAUCUCUGACGUGUUCUUUGGCUGGAUUAACCUCGUUGCAAAGAGCCUAGGCACUAGGAACCUAACCUUCACCACUUGUGGUGCUUAUGGAACUUUGGCUUAUGCCUCCAUCUGGUCUAACCUCCCCCACAGGAAAACUGACUCUGAUGAGUUUUGGGUUCCGGGGUUCCCCCGAAACUACAGAUUUCACCGCACUCAGUUGCAUAGAUAUAUUAGAGCAGCUGAUGGCACUGAUGAGUGGUCAAGAUUCUUCAUUCCACGGCUUGCACUUUCUAUGGAGUCUGAUGGGUGGAUUUGCAACACGGUUGAGGAGAUAGAGCCUCUGGGGUUGCAGCUUCUGAGGAAGUAUGUUGGAGUUCCUGUUUGGUGUGUUGGUCCUCUCUUGCCACCUGAUGCACUCAAGGGUUCCAAACACCGUGUAGGAAAGGAACCUGGCAUAGCUCUUGAAGCAUGCAUGGAGUGGCUGGACCUAAAGGAUGAGAAUUCCGUUCUGUACAUUUGUUUUGGGUCGCAGAACACGAUCAGUGCCUCACAAAUGAUGGCGUUGGCUGAGGGGUUGGAAGAGAGUGGGAGAUCGUUUAUUUGGGUCAUUAGACCACCUUUUGGUUAUGACAUCAAUGGAGAGUUCAGGGCAGAAUGGUUGCCGAAAGGGUUUGAGGAGAGAAUGAGGGACAGCAAAAGGGGCUUGUUGGUGCACAAAUGGGGACCCCAGUUGGAGAUUCUGUCACACAGAUCCACAGGAAUGUUUUUAAGCCAUUGUGGAUGGAACUCAGUGUUGGAGAGUCUCAGCUAUGGGAUGCCCAUGAUUGGGUGGUCACUGGCUGGAGAGCAAGCAUACAAUGUGAAGAUGUUAGUCGAGGAAAUGGGUGUGGCUGUGGAGCUCACUCGAUCUGUUGAAUCUGUCAUUUCUGGGGAGCAAGUGAGGAAGGUCAUAGAAAUAGCUAUGGACCAAGAAGGCAAGGGAAAGGAGAUGAAGCAGAAGGCAAAUGAGAUUGCAGCUCGCAUGAGAGAGGCCAUAGCAGAGAAUGGUCAAGAAAAAGGGUCUUCUGUGAGAGAAAUGGAUGAUCUUCUUAGAAACAUUUUAUUAUCCAAGGCUCUAUGAUUUGCUACAUUUAGAAUUUGAAUAAUGAUGAAGUUGUUUGUGUAAGGAUACUUUUCUAACUACUCCGAUCUUUAAAAUAAGGCUAAAGGCUCUGAUAAUGAUGCUGUGAAUAUCACAACUCAUUUUAAUUGAUGAUUUGAAAACAAUAUAUAUGGUGAAUGAAUUUCCA